Molecule: messenger RNA, 2179 nt
Organism: Colius striatus (speckled mousebird)
Lineage: Eukaryota; Metazoa; Chordata; Aves; Coliiformes; Coliidae
Gene: NAA80
Product: N-alpha-acetyltransferase 80, NatH catalytic subunit
Exons: 4
Coding region: 1-1122 (373 amino acids)
Biological process (GO): protein acetylation
Cellular component (GO): cytoplasm
Molecular function (GO): acetyl-CoA binding; N-acetyltransferase activity
Source: RefSeq, a predicted model, not a curated record
AUGCGAUCCGAUCCGAUCCACGCUCCCCGCCACGCCGAGCUCGCCGCGCUCAGGGAGCAGGCCCGCGGAACGCGGGGGCGCGUCCCGAGCGCGGGGGGCAGGGAAGGAGGCGGCGUGGGCAUGGGGGGAGCGGGGCUGGGGCCGGCUGUGUCGGCGGGCUCGCCCGGGGAGGCGCGGCUCCCCUCGGGGGGCUCGACUGCGCUCGUCGCUCGGGACCGCUCGGCUCCGCUCGGGGAGGCUCGGGGUCGGGUGCCCUGUGCGGGGGCGCUGGGGGCGAGGGGGCCAGAGGUGUCACACCCCGGGGAAGCAGAACCAGGCGCUGCGGUUGGCCACGAGCCCGCGCAGCUUCCUGCCACGCUGCCGCACAGGCACCCGGGGCACGGCGGCCAGCGGCAGCAGCAGGUGAGAAGAAUGGGCUCCAUGUCAGAAGAGCUCAGCCUGGUUCCCCUGCACCAGAGGCCGGAGCUGCUGGAGGCCUGUGCCGAGCUGCUGGGCGAGGAGUGGGGGAAGAGCCGGGCGUCACGGCUCCACACGCUGCAGCGCUCCUCAGACUCCUUCCCCACUUGCCUGCUGCUGCUGCGGAGCCGCGGCGCUGCCGAGCCCCGGGAGGGUCCCUGCCAGCUCGUGGGCCAUGUCCGGCUGUCCCGUGUGGCCGCCCGGCCCCGCGACCUCUUUGUGGAGAGCGUGGUGGUGGCGCGGGCGCUGCGGGGCCAGGGCUAUGGGCGCCGGCUGAUGGAGGCUACUGAGCGGUGGGCCCGGGCCCGGGGCUUUGCCUGCCUGCACCUCACCACCCAUGACAAGCAGCACUUCUAUGCCCACCUGGGCUUUGUACUGGGCGAGCCGGUGCAGAGCGUGGCCUUCCUCAGCCCCGCCAUACCUGCCAAGGUGCUGCGGCUCUUCUCUGCCUCUCCUGGCACCGCCGCUGCCACCAGCACCAAGCCAAAGGCCCCCGUGGCCCCCUCGCCUCCCCUCCCGCCCCCCGCCGCCCCCCCACCGCCCCCACUGCCAACCGUGGUCUGGGCGAGGGGUGUCCUGGCCGAGAGCAGCGGGCAGAGCCUCCUGGAGACCCCGCACCGAGAUGCCAAAGGGCUGCCCAUCUUCUGGAUGAAGAAGGACAUCUGAGGGACUGGGGCCAGGGCCCCAAGCUGCUGAUUAAAAGUGGGGCAGGCAGGGGCUGCCUGCCCCAGCGCUGCCCCCCUGACUGCUGUUCUUCAGGGCUGGCAUUGGCUACCCCGGCCUCCCUGCUUUGCCCUGGCCCCAUUAUCAGGGACAGAUGGCCCCCACGUCCUGCCUGGGCAUGCCACCUCAGCUUUUCCUGGCCCCUAGGACCACCAGUGUGGUAGGGAGCCAAGCCCAGCCCAGGCUCUGGGGUUGGGGCUGGUCCUGGGAGCGCUGCCCAGUCCCACCGGCGUCUCCUGCAUCCAGGGGACUUGCUGUGUGGCAGCUGGAGCUGAGAGCAUGCCAUGGCUGCCAGUGGGGCUGCCACUUCCCAGUGAGCAGCCUGGGGAAACUGAGGCAGAUGGCUGGAGGGGCAGCAGGGAGAGGAGGGCAGGCAGGGGGGCUGCAGGGCUCAAGCAGGGUAGCGAGGCCAGAGGCAUGGGAACAGGAGCAGGAAGGUCAGGGAGAGCGUCUGGGCCUGGUGCCGGGGGAUUAGCACCAUCCUCGCUGCGUCACGCGGCCCCCAGGCCCAUCCCCUGCCUAAUCCCCUUGUCCCGACUGACACUGGCCAGGGGCACCCAGCCCCCUCUGGCCCUGCCAGGGCUGGAAGGGACCGAGCUGCCCCUCAGGCUCCAUUACACCUCUCUGGAGGCUCAGACCCUCAGCAGAAGUGGGCUGUGAAAUGGGGGAGAGGGGAUCACGGUGUCCCAGCUGUAGGCAGGACAGGGAGCCAGCGGGGACACUGAGGCCCCAGGCCUGGCAGCUUGCAGUGCCACACUAGAGCUCUGGCACAGCCAUGCUGCUGCGGGGGGCUCUGGGCACUGUGGCACAGUAGCUAGGAGUGGGAGAGCCUCCCAAGUUUGCUGAGUCCCGUGUGAUUUGGGGGCAGGCAGCACGUGUAGCUGCCUGUGGCCAGUCCUAGCCCAUGGUGGUGCCAGUGUGGCCGUGCUGCCUGCUGCUCCCUGCCGCCUCAGCCCCGCUGCUCUCCUUUCCCCGCAGGCAGGCCGUGGCACAGGAUGGU